Apis laboriosa (Himalayan honeybee) is the source of this 1584-nucleotide messenger RNA. RefSeq names its product methyltransferase-like protein 17, mitochondrial. Gene Ontology annotation, molecular function: structural constituent of ribosome; methyltransferase activity. The transcript has 9 exons. Gene Ontology annotation, cellular component: mitochondrial small ribosomal subunit. The record is from RefSeq and is a predicted model, not a curated record. Gene Ontology annotation, biological process: translation. NCBI's taxonomy places the organism in Eukaryota, Metazoa, Arthropoda, Insecta, Hymenoptera, Apidae. Bases 206 to 1519 code for a protein of 437 amino acids.
AUUUCAGUGUAGAAUUGAUUUGAGGUUAUAGUAUAUAUACUAUAUCGUAUUGCAAUAUCAUUAGUAUAUUUAGUAUAAUUCGACAGAUUUUAAACAUUUGUAUUAUAAUUUUAAUCAACAUCAACAAAGUUUUAUGUUUUGUUAUAGCUGUUAUUUUAUAUUCAAUUUUUCCAUCACAAAAGAAUAUUAAAUAAGGUUAUUGAUUAUGUCAAUAAAACUAACAUUUUUGAGAUAUAAACAAAUGCGUUGGUACUCAACAAAACAAAAAAUGAAAAUUAUAGAUACUGUAAAUGAAUUAAUUUCAAACAAUGAAUUUAAACAUAGACGACAUCCAGGUAUAAUAAAGCUUAAGAGAGUAGAACAACCUAGUUGGCUUAUAAAAACAAUUAAAAACAUUUUACAUGAUGUAACAAUUUCAUCAAAGAUGAUUAAUGAAAGUAGUAAAAAAUUAGCAACACAUUUGAAUAAUAGACAUCCUCCACCAGAAAAAGAAGAUAUUAAUUUAAAAUUACAAGAAGUGCAGUCAAGAAUAUAUCCACAUAUUCAUGAAGCACAAAAUUUAAAUAAAAAUGAUAUACUUAAUAAUCCAAAAGCUCUUAAGCUUUUUAAAAGUCUUAUAUAUAACUGGUCACCAAUUUCAUAUAAUAAAUACAUUAGUUUAGCAUAUUUAAUUAGUAGAAGUGUACCUGAAUAUUCUGUUUUAUAUAAAAUUUUUAAUGAAAUUGUUAAUAGUGAUAAAAAUUUUAUACCAAAAACAUUAUUUGAUUAUGGUUCAGGAACUGGCACAGUUAUGUGGGCAGCCUCACAAUUUUGGUAUAAAUCCAUCAAGGAAUAUUAUUGUGUUGAUGUUUCUCGAGAUAUGAAUGAAUUAUCUGAAUAUCUUAUAAAAAAUGCUACACCAAAAAUUAAUACAAAUUAUGUUUUUUAUCGACAAUUUUUUCCUGCAUCUCCAAUUCCAACUUAUGAUAUUGUAGUAAGUGCAUAUUCUUUAUUAGAAUUACCAAACCAAAUAUCUCGUCUUGAAACAAUUUUAAAAUUAUGGAAUAAAACAGAACGAUAUUUAAUUAUUGUAGAACAAGGAACAAAUAUAGGAUUUAAAAUAAUUAAUGAAGCUCGAGAUUUCAUACUUAAUUAUAAGAAGAAUGCUUCUAAUGUACAUGUAUUUUCACCUUGUCCUCAUGAUGCUCAAUGCCCUAGAUAUGUAACAGAUAACACUCCUUGCAAUUUUGAAGUUUCAUAUUUAACAUUACCUAUUGGUGAAAAAUCUGAGUAUAAACAUGAACGUUAUUCAUAUGUAGUACUUAAAAAAGAUAAACGUUCCGAAGAUGAUUGCAAAUGGCCACGAAUUGUUAGACCAGUAUUAAAACGGUCUAAACAUGUUAUAUGUCGUAUGUGUACAGCUUCCGGAGAAUUAGAAGAACAAAUUUUCACGACAUGGAAAAAUGGAAAAAAUACAUAUCGUUGUGCUAGAUGUAGUGAAUGGGGUGAUCGUCUACCUUUUGAAACAGAAAAAUGUUAGAAAAUAAAAAGUAAUAUUUGUAAUUUAUAUAUUACAUAUAUAAUAAAAAAUAUUUAAUUUUUUUA